GCAGAGCUCUCUUCGAUGUCCAAUGGGAUCCUCUCUCGCGGGGCACGGGUUUCCUCUCGCAAGCUCGGCCGAAGCUCUUGCUACUACAUCUCGUGGAUAAGACGCAAAACAAAGUUGUGACCCCGCGGUUCAAUGUGACGUAAAAUCAGGGCCCCGACGUUGCACCGCGGUGGGAUGUAUUGAAUCUCUUUCGAUUAUCGAUAAGCUCGGGCUACCAUUUGGUAACGUCUUCCGUGACUCGCGCAACGGCAUGUGGAGCGGAGGGCCCGAUGGUAACGCGUGCGGAUGGUGCAUCGAAAGUGAGAUGUGACAUGGAAUAAGAUGAGAAGGUUCCCUUUUCGGGAGACCCUGUAAGAAGAAUGCCCAUGAGGCCAUCGCGACUCGCGAGGGAUGUUCCUGCAUGUCAUUUACAAGGAUGGCGGAGAGAAUAAUGGCAAUGAUUCUAAUCCCGCACGCUCAACCCGCCAUCGCCGACCCGGCAGCAGCAAGAAUGACUGUCAGACCUCCUCCGUCUAAGACAUCUAUAUGAGCGAGCUCUCCUCCUCCGAUACCAUGAUCUUGUCUCUUCAGUCUCGAGCAAGCGUAGGCCACUCACUCAUUCCCUCCCCCAAAGUCCGCCAAGAUGCUCGCCCUCCUCGCCCUGGCCGUGGCCAUGGUCACCGGCGCCCACGCCGCCGCCAACACAACCACCACGCUCACCCCCGUCCUGCGGCCCGAGUGCAACAAGACGGACCCGGCUAACCUCAUCCCGUCCAACGACAUCACUCUAAACUACGGCGCCGCCGACGACGUGAGCCUCGUCAGCGUCGUCCUGGCCAUGAAGUAUCCCUCGGUCGUCCUCGAGGAGGUCGCGGCCAUUGCGAGCGUAGAGUGUGCCGAGGAUGCGAGCAUUACCGUCACCUUCAACGCCACGGCCGCCUUUGAGCAGACGUCUCAGCAGUGGCAGGCGCUUGAUGACUUUGUCAUGGUUACGAAUCACCUGGGUAACUGCGACGCCGAGAACGAGCGCGGCUUCUUCUUGGUUGAUACCGUCACUUGGGACGCCGAGACUCUUCAGGUUGUUGCGAAUGCUCACAAGAGCGACGUUGCCAACACGGCUACCUCGACGGAGAUUUCCUUCUCCAAUGUCCCUGUUCGGAGCCCCGCCAGCAAGCGUGACAUCAAGUGGGACAAUGGCGGCGUUCACAUCACAAACACCCUCGCCCUCCCCGCCGACACGAACCUCUUCAGCUACGACCCGUACCUCUCCGUCACCGCCGACGAGGCCUCCCUGACGUCCAACAUGACCUUCUCCGGCACGCUAAAGUAUAGCAUCAUCCCUCUCAAGGUCGAGCAGCUCGCCCUCGACAUCGACACCACCUUUGACGCGGUCUUGGGUCUCACCGUCGACGUCAAGGCGCCGUACUCUGGUAACUUUACCUACGACCCCGAAGACCUGGGCUACAACUUCGUCGACAUCCCCGGCAUCAUCAAACUCGGCCCCGCAAUCGGCUUCGCCAUCGGCGUCGAACUCGAAGCCGACGCCAAGGCAUCCAUCACCACGGAUCUAGGCCUCUCCUUCCCCGACGCGAAACUCCACCUCGACCUCGUCGACGCCGCGUCCUCCUCCGCCACGGGCUGGGACCCCGUCUGGACCGCGCGCGCCAACAUUUCCGAAAAGGCCGCCGUCGGCGUGAACCCCUACGUCGACCUGGGCGUCGAGCUCGUGUUCGAGAUCCUCGGCGGGGCCAUCGAUCUCAGCUCGGGGGUGACGUCGCGCUCGAAGCUGGUGAAUGACUUUGUCCUGUCUGCGAGCCAGGGGGUGAAUGGGACGGGUGUGAGUGUUGGUCAGAAUACUACUGGUUGUGAGGAGGGGCUUUCGGUGAAGAGUGAUUUCUUUUUUAGCGUUGUUGGGUUUGCGACGCAGUGGUGGUCGCAGGAGCUUUAUAGUGUUGAGGUGCCUGUUGCGGAUGAGUGUUAUACUUGGUUGUGA
Molecule: messenger RNA, 1972 nt
Organism: Colletotrichum scovillei
Lineage: Eukaryota; Fungi; Ascomycota; Sordariomycetes; Glomerellales; Glomerellaceae
Exons: 3
Coding region: 623-1972 (449 amino acids)
Source: RefSeq, a predicted model, not a curated record